AUGGGUCAUACACAACAAACAGCUUGUAAAUCAAUCGGUGAUAGAACAACUCGUCGAACUGCUGCCUAUCAAGCGUACGCUCUGCAACGACAAGCUGAAGCUCAAGAACAAGGGCGAGAAGAAUUAACGGAAGAUGAACUUGCAGCCGCAGCACCGGUCGAUGUCAUUUAUGAUGUCAGUUAUGAAAGUUCAUUUUAUGCUCAUUAUUUUACUGCUCAAGCAACGACAACAGACAUGUUAAUACCAUUAUUUGGUGUUGCUACAACGAUUAAUCCAUUGGAAAAUGGCGAUCAAAAUGUUGAACAUUGGCUCAGUGUAAAUUUGAACAGUCGCUUCGAUGGUCCAGGUAUUCGUUCAAAUAAUGUUCGACUCGAACUUGUUAUAACACUUGAUGUAUCCGGUUCGAUGUCCGGUCGAUUCGAAGGUGAACCAGGUAAAACAAAAAUUCAAAUUGCUCAACAAUCUUUAUUAACACUUCUCAAACAACUUUCACCUGAUGAUGCACUCGGUAUUGUACUUUUUAACAGUACUGCAACAGUUUUACAUCCCAUCGAAAAAGUAUCGUCAAUCAAUAAAGAACAAUUGAAAGAAGAUAUUUUAAAACUACGUGCUUCUGGUGGAACGAAUAUUACUAAAGCAGUGAAAUGA
This is a messenger RNA of Adineta steineri, 648 nucleotides long. NCBI's taxonomy places the organism in Eukaryota, Metazoa, Rotifera, Eurotatoria, Adinetida, Adinetidae. The record is from the annotation of a GenBank genome assembly.